GACUUUGGCUCUACUUGGAUGAAAAUCGGUGAAACAAGGAGCAGAGGGAUACGCACAUAAUAUAUUAUAUAUCGAAGGGCAAAGAUCGGGAAAUACAAAAGUAUAGUAUAACGAGGGAAUAAUGGAGCUGAGGAUGCCGUACUACAAUUGGAACGGCAGCAACGUUGUUGUCGCGGGGACGGAGGCUCGGAUCCAGGCGGGAGGGCCACCGAGGAUGCUCGGCUGGAACGUGCGUCCCGAGGAGCUCCAGCACAUACCCGAGCACUGGCUCUCGUAUCCCGAGCCAAAUCCGGCGCUCCACUACAUGCUGGCGUUGCUCUAUGUCCUCUUCACCUUCAUCUCGCUUCUCGGCAACGGCGUCGUCAUCUGGGUGUUUUGCGCGGCGAAAUCGCUGAGAACGCCGUCCAACAUGUUCGUGAUAAACCUGGCGCUGUGCGACUUCAUGAUGAUGCUGAAGACCCCGGUCUUCAUAUACAACUCUUUCCACACAGGCUUCGAGCUUGGUAACCUCGGCUGUCAAAUUUACGGGGUCGUCGGCACGUUGACGGGCAUCGGUGCAGCCACUACCAACGCGGCCAUUGCUUACGACCGUUACAGUACAAUAGCCCGACCGCUCGAUGGAAAACUGUCACGCGGCCAGGUGCUGUUGAUCAUCGUGGCGCUCUGGACGUACGUGAUCCCGUGGGCCCUGAUGCCCUCGAUGGGCGUCUGGGGUCGCUUCGUGCCCGAGGGUUUUCUCACGAGUUGCACCUUCGACUACCUCACGGACUCGGACGAAACGCGCUACUUUGUCGCUACCAUCUUUGUCUUCUCCUACUGCAUCCCCAUGAGCAUGAUCAUCUUCUUCUACAGUCGAAUCGUCGGCCACGUCAUGGACCACGAGAAGGCCCUGCGCGAACAGGCCAAGAAGAUGAAUGUCGAAAGUCUGAGGAGCAACCAGGGCCAACAGAACCAGUCGGCCGAAGUUCGCAUCGCCAAGGUCUCCUUAUAA
This is a messenger RNA of Copidosoma floridanum, 991 nucleotides long. RefSeq names its product ultraviolet-sensitive opsin (gene Uvop). Gene Ontology annotation, biological process: visual perception; G protein-coupled receptor signaling pathway. Lineage: Eukaryota; Metazoa; Arthropoda; Insecta; Hymenoptera; Encyrtidae. Gene Ontology annotation, molecular function: G protein-coupled receptor activity. The record is from RefSeq and is a predicted model, not a curated record. Gene Ontology annotation, cellular component: membrane.